AUGGCUACCGAGUUUGAAUUCACUGACGAAAUGGCCAAAGUUUCAAACCAACUAUGGAUGGUCACAUCCGUUGUUGGAGCAUGCUCCUGCUUCGUGGUGCUCCUCGUCAUUGGACUUGUCUCCCUCAAUCGCAAUACCCGUCGCCAUCUAGAUCGAGUCAGCUUUCGAAUUGUGGUGUACGCGCUCGCUACCAACUUGGCUUUUGGCAUCGUAAAUGCUGUCGGUGGCUCCUUCACUGGGCCGACCUGGACUUGCGGAUUUACCAUCUGGAUUCUUCAAUUCACCCUGGAGCUUGCGUGUUUUUUGACGUUCAGCAUUGCGCUCAACUUACAGUACAGUCGUCACUGUCUUUUUGACGGAUCGUUCAUAAUAACAGAAGCUGGCAGGCUUGUCGUCGUUCACCGAGUGAAUGGGCAACGCAUGGAAAAAUUCUACGCCCUUGGCUCAUUGGCCAUUAGUCUCUGCCUCACCAUCCCAGCGUACGCUACUGGGCAAUACGGUUGGGAUCCGCUUGUCCGAGAUUGCUGGUAUUCGAACGCAAAUCAGAAAGAACGCUUGGCCUGGCAAGUUGGGACACAGCUCGUUUGGACCGUGUUGACUUGCCUUGGGGAGGUGGUCUGCUCCGUUAGCGUCUUCGCCUACAUGGUUAAACAUCGAAAACGAACGAAGGGCGUGAUUACGACUGUGAGCACCGGAAGUCAGAGAUUGCGUUCUCAACCCCACAACGCUAUCAUCGCCAACAAAUACAAGAACGUCCUUGCAAGAAUAGCGAUGUAUCCUUUGGUAUCCUGCGCAAUUAACCUCACCAGCGUAAUGUGUGUCAUCCACGCCACAGUCACCAACGGUGUACAUUCUACAACAGACUACAGGAUCUUGCUACUCAGUGACUUCUUAUACGGAGGACGUUCGCUUGCAUAUGCAAUUCUUGCAGCCACAGACCCGGCACUCGUUAGUGCGAUCAAAGCGUUAUUCCAUCCUGAGAGCCAUUUCAUCAAAUCCCAUGCUACAAGCACAACUUCACAACUCCAUGAUCCCAUGCGCGUGCAAAUUGAAUUAAGCACCCUAAAGCACACGCACAACGGACGAAUGAUACCUCAAGACGCGGAUACGAUGGGGCAUGGGGACGGGAAAAUGGAAGCGGAUUUUGGUGAUCGUGCGUUCGAAGAUGGUAGCGAAGUAAAGGCCGCAUCACCGAGCUUUCGACAUCUUGAGCCCGUUGGCGAAGACGUCCUACGACAAACCUUCGAAAAUCGUAAUCGGGAAGAUGUGGAGAGUUCGUAUUUACAGGAUAUGUUCAGGAAACAGAUCUAA
This is a messenger RNA of Pleurotus ostreatus (oyster mushroom), 1311 nucleotides long. RefSeq lists its product as uncharacterized. The record is from RefSeq and is a predicted model, not a curated record. Lineage: Eukaryota; Fungi; Basidiomycota; Agaricomycetes; Agaricales; Pleurotaceae. Bases 1 to 1311 code for a protein of 436 amino acids. The transcript is spliced from 10 exons.